AUGCCUUCCUUCAAGAGCACCCUUUUCGCAGCGGCCGCGGCCUUUGUCGCUACCGCCCAAGCUGACUAUGCCAUCGACCCCAAGACCGUUCCUAGGGCCACGAGAGUGCAAUGGUGCGCCGACGAAGUGAGAACUUGCCCCAUCAUCUGCCAGCAGGUUGAGCCCCGAACCACCUUGGUCAACACUUGCGAUCCUGACUCUCUCGCCUACGGCUGCCUUUGCGGUAACAACCAACAGCCUAACAUGACCGAGUACUCUCUCACCCUCCCCUACUUCGUCUGCCGUGAGCUCGGCGUUCAGUGCGUCAACAACUGCGGCUUGGGCGCCAACACUUGUGCGGACAACUGCUGGAAGCAAUUCGUCUGCGGUGCCACCAACCCGACGCGCGUUAACACCACUUCUUCUACUGGUGCUGCCACUGGUACCGCCACCUCUGCCGAAACUAGCGGCGUCAUCUACACCGGUCUGGCCGGCGACAACGGUGGCUCCGGUUCUGGCAGCAGCGGCGCCGCUGCUCUGGGUCUGGGCCGUGAGGCCGGCUUUGCCGUCCUUAUCGGCAGCGUAAUCGGCGGAGUCGCCCUCCUCCUCUAA
This is a messenger RNA of Colletotrichum truncatum, 591 nucleotides long. RefSeq lists its product as uncharacterized. Lineage: Eukaryota; Fungi; Ascomycota; Sordariomycetes; Glomerellales; Glomerellaceae. The record is from RefSeq and is a predicted model, not a curated record.